Messenger RNA from Guillardia theta CCMP2712, 567 nucleotides. RefSeq lists its product as hypothetical. The transcript is spliced from 3 exons. The record is from RefSeq and is a predicted model, not a curated record. Bases 1 to 567 code for a protein of 188 amino acids. NCBI's taxonomy places the organism in Eukaryota, Cryptophyceae, Pyrenomonadales, Geminigeraceae.
AUGUACGGUGACCCCAAGGAGGGUCCGGCUCCGAGGUACUGCGCAGAGCACAGAGCGAGAGACCACGUCGAACUCAAAAACAGCAGCGAGCUGCUCGCCCUCUGCCCCUGCGACCUCAUCGACCUCGUGAAGCCCACCUGCUUCCGAUGCCCCAAGAAGCCUGUCUUCGGUCAGGACGGGAAGCGCCGCAGCUGCUCCGACCACAAGCUCGCAGACUUUCGCGACAUCGUGAACAAGAGGUGCUCACAUCCUGAAGGCUGCAACAGCAGGGCACAGAAGACGCACUCCCUCCUCGAGGUAGACGACAGCAGGCACGGUCACCUGUGCAAGCACCACACCUUGCCUUGCAUGCACCUCAAUGAGUCUAGCGCGACCCCUGGAGGGUCGGGCAACACAACAGUGAAGCCGCAGGAAGCAGAGAGGAAGAGGAAGAGGACAAGGGGGCAGAAGACUCGCAGGAGAGGAAAGGAAGCGAAUCACAAUGUCACUGCGAUGAAGGAGAGGAAGGCAAGGCUAGCUCCAGCAGCAGCAACGCGGCCCCGCAGGAGGAAAAGGAGCAGUCAGUGA